AUGGAUUCCCAUUCCCAUAUCAUUGCAUGGGGCUCUGGUGAAGAUGGUCAACUAGGAAUUGGCAGCAACGAAGAGAAAGAAUGGGUUUGUCUCGUCGAAGCUCUUCAACCCUACCGUUUCCGUUCCGUCGUCGCUGGCAGCAGAAACUCCCUCGCCAUCGGUGACGACGGCAAAUUAUUCACUUGGGGUUGGAACCAAAGGGGCACACUUGGGCACCCAGCUGAGAGCAAGUCUGAGAACAAGAUUGAGAACAUUCCCAGCCAGGUUAAGGCUCUUUCCAAUGUUAAGAUUGUCCAGGCGGCUAUUGGAGGGUGGCACUGUUUGGCUGUUGAUGAUCAGGGCAGAGCUUAUGCCUGGGGUGGAAAUGAAUAUGGGCAGUGUGGUGAAGAACCUGAGCGCAAGGAUGAUACUGGUAGACCUUUAAGGAGAGAUAUAGAGAUCCCUCAGCGCUGUGCUGCUAAACUUGUUGUUCGACAGGUUGCUGCAGGAGGAACUCACUCAGUGGUACUUACACGUGAAGGGCAUGUUUGGACAUGGGGUCAGCCAUGGCCGCCUGGUGACAUAAAACAGAUUUCAGUUCCUGUUCGGGUUCAAGGUCUUGAAAAUGUAAGGCUCAUUGCUGUUGGAGCAUUUCAUAAUUUGGCUCUUCAAGAGGAUGGAACUUUAUGGGCAUGGGGAAAUAAUGAAUAUGGACAACUUGGAACUGGAGAUACUCAGCCAAGAUCACAACCCAUUCCUGUCCAAGGACUUUCUGAUCUUACUCUGGUUGAUAUUGCAGCUGGUGGAUGGCAUUCUACGGCAUUGACUGAUGAAGGAGAGGUAUAUGGCUGGGGAAGAGGGGAACAUGGCAGAUUGGGAUUUGGUGAUAGCGACAAGAGCAGUAAAAUGGUACCCCAGAAGGUUCAACUUUUAGCUGGGGAAGACAUUGUUCAGGUAUCCUGUGGAGGUACUCACUCAGUUGCAUUAACCCGGGAUGGACGCAUGUUUUCUUUUGGUAGAGGUGACCAUGGACGUCUUGGAUAUGGUAGGAAAGUGACCACUGGUCAACCAAUGGAGGUCCCUAUAAACCUCCCUCCUCCAAAGAAUCUCAGUGACAGUGAAGCUGAGGGACAUUGGAUAGCUAAACUUGUUGCCUGUGGUGGCAGACAUACCUUGGCAAUAGUAGAAUGGAAAGUAGAUAAUUCUUAA
Molecule: messenger RNA, 1188 nt
Organism: Sphenostylis stenocarpa
Lineage: Eukaryota; Viridiplantae; Streptophyta; Magnoliopsida; Fabales; Fabaceae
Source: the annotation of a GenBank genome assembly